AUGGAAACCGUAGCACAACACUUUCAAUAUACUGGAGAACAUGUUAGUGGUUUUGUCAAAUAUAUAUCAUCCUUAUCAAAUAAUGGUAAGAAAUAUCAAAGUUUGAUGGAAUCGACCCUCAAUACAUCUUUAGUUAAUAGUCCUUACACUCUCGAGAGGAUAAACAUAGAUCCUAGAGAUUUUAACACCCCUGACAAUUGGAUUCCUCGUUAUCGAGAGUUGAUUAGAUUGAUGGAAAAACAUCUAUUCAAUUCUGAGCCUUCGUUAUCAAUGCUGAUGCAAAGUUUUAUUACCCCUACACUAUUGCACUAUGUGAGGAAUCAUGAAUCGGUACCUAAACUUUAUUGGGAUAUAUAUUGUCUGGUUGUUGAUGGAUAA
Molecule: messenger RNA, 378 nt
Organism: Acaulospora morrowiae
Lineage: Eukaryota; Fungi; Glomeromycota; Glomeromycetes; Diversisporales; Acaulosporaceae
Source: the annotation of a GenBank genome assembly